AUGUCAACGCCAGUGGUGGAAAGGUUAUUGGCACGAACGCAAAUCCGCCGUUCAACCGGGUGCUCCCUCGUAUCAAUGGUUGACGGUCCGUUUGGUAGUGCCAGUGAGGAAUUCUUAAAUUACGAGACUGUUUACCUUGUUGGUGCUGGUAUUGGUGUCACACCCUUCGCUUCUAUUCCAAAGUCGAUCUGGUACCGCAUGGACAACCUGAACAACUCCAAGCCUACCCGUCUCUCCAAGGUCUACUUCACUUGGAGCAGGAUCAACAUCUACCUCACUGCAAAGAUCAAGGAGGAUGACAUGAACAACAUUAUAGUCCAAGAUGUCGGUGCAGAGAAAGACGCUAUCCCUUCUUUGCGUGCUCCCACUCAUUUCGGCAGGCCAAACUGGGACAGGGUGUUCGGUUCUAUAGUUGAAAAGCACCCCGAAACUGAUGUCGGCGUGGUUUUUCUUCUGUGGCCCCAUAUUUUCGUUUCGCGGUCUUCACGCGAGGACGAGAUAGGUCCCGUCUGGUGGUCGAUGCGACGUUUUAUCAUAACGAUGGUCCCUGUAUCACUUGGACCACUGGAUUUCUCCCCGGAGCCUGAUCUUCAUCCUUUGUAUCCGAGUUCAAGUCUCAUAUCCCACUCGCUGUCACCCGAUUCGGGCUUAGCACCCCAAGCAUGCGUAUUUGGGGAUCUAUCUCUUCUCCAUUAUCUUUUGUCUGACCAUCAAUCACAACCUUAUAUCGACCUCAGCGCACGCGGCGAAGACCGGCUUAGCUUGAUCAGUCUUGCAAUCCUAGGUUUCGGGUCUGAAUCGGAAAGAGAUGUCGAAGUGAAGACCUCAUCCUCGUAUUCCUCACCAUCGCCGCCACCAUCACAACCUCCAAUCUUGAUUUCGACCUCAGUCUCUUCCUCCCAGUAUCUACAGCCAACCCUGUGCCAUCAGGCCACAGCUCCUUCUACAACACCCGCCCCGGUUCCCAUGGACUCGACCUCUUGUCCCUCGCCUCGCGCCAUUCCUACACCACAGGUGCCACCCUCCAACAGCCACCGGCAUAGCGCUGCAGCAAAAAAGGCAGCUCCCAUCCCUGGCGUCGGCAUCCCAGACCUCCCACGUGGACCAGAGGCGUGGUGCACUGCCGUGAAGCAGUGGGAAGACCCUGCUGCAUCCAUCGGCGGCAAGGCACUUAAGGAUUGGCCCGAAGAGUGGUACACUGGCCCCAUGCGCACGGUCACUGGCGUGAAGCGGAACAUCCUGCAAGGUGAUCGCUGUCGAGUUCUACCGGUGAGUAGCCUUUCACGCCGAUUGCUGCAGCGGGACGAGGGAGUAUUUCUGGAAGCAUACCCUGAGGCGACCCGCGGUGUCAAGCCACUUUUCGAUGCGAUUCAGCGCCAGCGCGAGGGACGCGGAGAAAUCACUGGACGAGCAAGUAAGAACGGCUGCCCAGAAGUUCGAGCAUCCUCCUCCCGCUGAGACUAUAACACCACGGCCCCACAUCACCAUAUUUCUGGGUCCGCAUACCACCAACACUUGUCCAUGUAUCAACCCCAUCCACAUUUGUAGCACACACUCACUGUCGCUGGGCCGGCAUGAACCACACACACAACUGGAUCUGUAUCUUUCUUCGAACUUUGCAUUCUUCGAUGUUGUGUAGUUUUUGCUUUUGUAAGAGUUGUCGUACGUUUCACACCGAAGGUCUCGUUUUUGGGCCUCCGCAAAUCCGAUUUGUUUUAAGAGACACGCAGC
This is a messenger RNA of Suillus subalutaceus, 1731 nucleotides long. RefSeq lists its product as uncharacterized. Gene Ontology annotation, biological process: superoxide anion generation; defense response. Gene Ontology annotation, cellular component: NADPH oxidase complex; plasma membrane. The transcript has 8 exons. The coding region runs from base 1 to 1458 and encodes 485 amino acids. Gene Ontology annotation, molecular function: superoxide-generating NAD(P)H oxidase activity. The record is from RefSeq and is a predicted model, not a curated record. Lineage: Eukaryota; Fungi; Basidiomycota; Agaricomycetes; Boletales; Suillaceae.